AGGGAGAAAACGAGGAGAUCGUAGAGAGGAAGGGGGAGGGGGGAAAGGAAGAGGAGGUAGGGCAAGAGGGGGGUGGAGACAAAGAAGGCAAAGAGGAGGACCAAAACAGAAAGAGGCAAGAAUUGUUAAAAAAUGAAAAGAGUGAUGGAAAUAAAGACGAAAUGAAGGAGGCCAAAGAGACAGGGAGGGGAAACGUUGCCAGGAAAGGGGUGAGGGGGGAGAAGAAAAGGGAGGGAAGAAAGGAAGAGAAGAAAAAAGGAGCUGAAAACACCAACGCUGAAGUAGGGAAGGGAUUGGCUGGAAAAGACAAAGGGAAGAGCAAGGAGGCGGAGCAACAAGGGAAGAGCAAGGAGGCGGAGCAACAAGGGAAGAGCAAAAGAAAGAGCGGCGUGAAUCCCACCGCCGCUACCCAAUCCACCGCAGCUCCACCCACGGCCCGCCCCCGGAACAGUGCCCGCUCUGCCCGGGCAUCCACCAAAAAUGACAUCAUAGCCAAGUUCCAGCAAAAUGCCCCUGAGACGCCGGUCGUCCGCAACUUUAAACUCCAGAAAUCGUCUGUGUCUGUGGCGAUGGGGGGGUCAAUCAAACAGAAGGUGCUUUCGUGGUGUGCCAACAAAACACGCAACUACAAGGGCGUUUGCAUAGAGAACUUCUCAUCAUCGUGGUGUGACGGGAUGGCCUUCUGUGCUCUCAUCCAUCGCUUCUUUCCUGACGCUUUCGACUACUCUACGCUGAAUCCGGCUGAGAGAGAGAAGAAUUUUACACUUGCCUUCCACACGGCAGAGACAAUGGCUGACUGCUGCCCCCUGUUGGAGGUUGGUGAUAUGAUCCUGAUGGGGGACAAGCCAGACCCCAUGUGCGUGUUCACGUAUGUCCAGGCCCUCUGUCAUCACCUCUCCAAAAUAGAAAAGGAGAGAAAGGACAGAGCCGAAGAACAGAAGAGUAAAACGGUGAAAGACGGACAAGUAGAAACAACUACGGAGAAGGAAGAGGACGAUAAUAAAGAAAGUGGGAGCAUAGACGAUCAGCGGGAGAAGGAGGGCGGGGAAAGGAAAGAUGGGAAAGAGAAAGAGAGUGGCGAGAGCUCCGCAGUUGAGGGAGAUGAAGAGAUAAAGCAAGAGGGAAAAGAAGUGGAUGCGUUAGUUGAAACUCAGGCUUAAGCUAAUCUUAACUAGAAAGUGAACAGACCAAAUGAUAUAGAUUAAGAGAGCAAAAUAUAGGCUAUUCAAAUAGGCUACAUGUUGAAGUAAAGUCUUACAGUUUGUUACAAGACACGUCUUUAGCGUAUUUGAGCAAAUUGAGCACAUAUGACUGGUGUGAUGUUUGCGAAGGUUUGGAAUUAUGCUCAGAUUCCGAAGUGUGUAACUUGUAACCUGUUGUAAUAUUUUAAGUAUUACUAGUCAUUCAGUUUUUUUUAUCACAUGUUGUGGAAUUGUGUGCACAGAGAAAUAAAUUUAUAUAAUACAUAUA
Molecule: messenger RNA, 1470 nt
Organism: Esox lucius (northern pike)
Lineage: Eukaryota; Metazoa; Chordata; Actinopteri; Esociformes; Esocidae
Gene: smtnl1
Product: smoothelin-like 1
Exons: 4
Coding region: 162-1160 (332 amino acids)
Biological process (GO): actin cytoskeleton organization
Cellular component (GO): microtubule organizing center; filamentous actin
Molecular function (GO): protein binding
Source: RefSeq, a predicted model, not a curated record